Messenger RNA from Rhinocladiella mackenziei CBS 650.93, 1806 nucleotides. RefSeq lists its product as uncharacterized. Bases 1 to 1806 code for a protein of 601 amino acids. NCBI's taxonomy places the organism in Eukaryota, Fungi, Ascomycota, Eurotiomycetes, Chaetothyriales, Herpotrichiellaceae. The transcript is spliced from 2 exons. The record is from RefSeq and is a predicted model, not a curated record. Gene Ontology annotation, molecular function: arylsulfatase activity.
AUGGGAGAAAUGCCCCCCGAGCACCAAAAGUUGCAACGACCCAACUUCCUGGUGAUUGUGGCUGACGACCUCGGAUUCAGCGACUGUGGUUGCUUUGGCUCUGAAAUCCUGACGCCGCACAUAGACAAACUUGCCCAAGAUGGUCUUCGCUUCACGUCGUUCCAUGUGGCCGCGGCGUGCUCACCAACGCGUGCCAUGCUUAUGACAGGCACCGACCACCACUUGACCGGCCUGGGACAGCUGGCAGAGUUUGUGCGUACGUCGCCCGCUCACCAAGGCCAGCCAGGACACGAGGGUUACUUGUUGGAUAGCGUCGCAGCCCUGCCCGAGCUCCUGCAAGACUGCGGCUAUCACACCAUUAUGAGCGGGAAAUGGCACCUGGGCUUGAAAAGUGAGCAUGGGCCGGCCGCCCGUGGGUUUGAUAAGUCGUACGCUCUAUUACCGGGAUGUGCAAACCACUAUGGAUACGAACCACAGUACGAAGACUGCGUGAAUGAACCUCCCCCUUUUUUUGAGACUGCCGUCACAGCCCUACACGCGGAAGAUGGACAAUACGUGAAAACCACGCCAGAGGGAUUUUAUUCGUCCGACUUCUAUGCCGACAAAUUGAUCGACUAUCUCGAACAGUGGAAAGACGAUGACCAAGAGAAACCAUUCUUUGCUUACCUCCCGUUCUCGGCCCCUCACUGGCCGCUGCAGGCUCCUAAAUCCUCGGUGGACAAAUAUCAAGGGCUUUAUAAGGAUGGGCCUUCAGCCUUGCGCUUGCAACGCUUGCAGCGGCUGACGAAGAUGGGAUUGUUCCCUGAAGACGCGGUACCACACGAGGUGGUCACAAUAGAGGGCGAACCAAAAGAGUGGGAGGACCUGUUGCCAGAAGAACGUGAGAAGUCGGCUAGAGCGAUGGAAGUCUUCGCCGGUAUGGUGGACCGGAUGGACGAAUGCAUCGGCAGAGUGAUCGACUAUCUAAAGCGCGUCAACGAAUACGACAACACAUAUAUCAUGUUCAUGUCGGAUAACGGGGCCGAAGGUGCCAGCUAUGAGGCAUUCCCUAUUGUGGGCGACCAGGUGGUGGCCCACAUUGAGAAAUACUACGACAACUCUCUCGAGAAUAUUGGAAGAGCCAACUCGUUCGUGUGGUACGGCGCCAGGUGGGCCCAGGCCGCCACAGCCCCAGGACGAUUGUACAAGAUGUAUUCUACUGAAGGAGGCUGUCGAGUCCCGCUUGUUGUAAAACCCGCGGGUCCCGUCGCGCAGACGGCCGGCAUGGUUACAAACAGCUUCUGCACUGUCAUGGAUGUCGUGCCCACAAUACUGGAGCUUGCCGGGACCGCUCACCCGGGAAGCGAAUACAAGGGCCGACCUGUCGAGAAGCCGCUUGGAAAGAGCUGGGUCGAAUUCCUCGGCGCAGUGCGAUCUCCUCCCGGGGAUAUCACGAGUCUAACCAUCCACGAUGAAGACCAAGUCACGGGCUGGGAGGUCGCCGGCAGCGGCGCUCUCCGAAAAGGCCGCUAUAAAAUCACUUUUGUACCACUUCCCCGCGGGCCCCAACGAUGGGAACUGUUCGACAUCAUUGCCGACCCGGGGGAAACACGAGAUUUGGCUGUCGACCAACCACAGCUUUUGGAGGAAAUGAUCCAAGCGUGGGAAAGGUACAAGAGUGAAGUCGGCGUCGUAGGUUUGGCGGGCGAGUUUCAGAAAGGCGGUCAACCGGUCGACGAGUUCGAGGACUAUGGCAAAUGCAUUCGGUUUGUUGGUAAAGACCCCAAAAAGGUACCUUCUCAUCUCCUGAAGCUCGUUCCCCCAUGA